Messenger RNA from Racocetra persica, 840 nucleotides. The record is from the annotation of a GenBank genome assembly. NCBI's taxonomy places the organism in Eukaryota, Fungi, Glomeromycota, Glomeromycetes, Diversisporales, Gigasporaceae.
AUGCCACCGCUUGUCAUACAAUGGCGUUCUCCUCACAACCCAUCAGAUAUCUCUCCUGGUUCAAGAGCUUUGGAUUUUUAUUUUCUGAAGACUUCCGCUUUACAUUUUCUUGGGCUUCUUAGAGAAUCAAAUACUACCCUUGGAUUUAAUCAUAUAUACGCUAUUAAUCAACCCGAUCGGAAAGAUAGACGUGAGAAGUUGGAUACCCUAUCGACUAGACUAUUUUUUGAUUUAGAAAUUUUCGAUGCCGUUUCUGAAAAUGAUAAUGAAAAGCUUAAUGAAUUUAGUCCGAAGAGCAAACUGAAGCCAUCUGAAAAGGCAGUUUAUAUUGAUCAUUAUACCAUUUAUAAAUCAAUUAUUGAUAAUAAUUAUGGUAGUGCAUUAAUUUUAGAAGAUGAUAUAGAUAUUGAGCUUAACAUCUCACCGAUUAUGACAGAUGUACAUCAAAGUUUACCCUCCGAUUGGGAAAUGUUAUAUCUUGGACACUGUAACAAUCUAGAAGGAAAAUCUAGCGAACCUAUAAUAGUGAGCAAUAGGGGUAAUAAUAGUUCAUCUUAUAAAAUAUUUAAAUCUGAGAAACCAUAUUGUACAUAUGCUUAUGCGGUUUCACGAGCUGGUGCCCUUAAGCUAUUAGAAACAGUUGGUAAACCGACAAAACUUCCACUUGACCAAGAGCUUAUUAAUAUGAUACAGAAAGGAACAAUCAAAUCAUAUACUUUAAUACCACCGAUUAUCGUACAUUGGCAUUUUCCUAAUGAAUCACCCAAAGAUAAAUCUUCAAAUGACCAAACUUCUGAUUUUUAUACUUUGAAAAACUCUACUAUAAAAUUUAUAGGCUAA